AGUGGAAUUUACAUUCUUUAUUUAGUUGUAAAAAAUUUUAUAUGAUUAUUAUAAAAUGAUAUAUUAAUUUUUUACAAUUAAUCUAAUAUAUAAUUAUUUAUUUAAUAAAAAAAUUGCCAUCAUAAAUGUUUUACAGAGAUAUCCUUUUCAUAUUUAAUUCUUACAAUAUUGUUUUAAAUUUGAUCCAAAUUAUUAUAUGAUUCGGGUUGGAUUUAUAAUAUAAUACAGUUUGUAUUUCUUUAUCUCACAAAUAUUUUAAAUUUAACACGUCCAGAUCUUUUAUUGUUCAUUAAUAAGAAUCCCAUUAUCGAAUUAAAUAAAAAAUCAACAUGGCGUUAUAAUAUAUAAUAUAUAACGUAUAAAAACUUACAAUUUUACAUACAAAUAUUUUCUAAACUAUUGAAUUUUAAUAAUUAAAACUAUUACUUUUCGAUUUUACACACCAAAAUCUAUAAAAAUAUAAAUUUAAAAAUAUAAUAUCAAACUUCAACUUUAUAUUUAAGAUAACAAUUUAUAAAUAUAUUCCAUUUUUACAAAAAUAAGCGGUCAAUCUGAUAAAAGUUAUAAAAUAUGAUACUCUUAACACAAUUACUUACUUGCAUUAAAAAUUCUAAUUUUCUUGUGAAAAGUACUACUACUAAUUUAGCAUGUGUGAGGUAUGCAUCAAAGAAAGCUAGUUCUAGUACACGUAAUGCACCUAUUCGCGUAAGACCAAAACAUAGAGGAUGGAGAGUACAAGAUGGAUAUUAUGUUAAAGAAUCUACAAUAUUAGCUACACAACUUAAGCCUAGAUUUCAUCCAGGAUUAUAUGUUGGUUUUGGAAAAAAUGGUACAUUAUAUGCUUUAGAAAGUGGAAAAGUAAUGAUUACCUGUGAAAAGAUUAAUCCAAAUAUGUCUCAUUCUUGGACUAAACGGAAUUAUGCAGACAGAAAAAAUAGUGUUAUAUAUAAAAAACAUUUUAAUAUUAUUCCUGAAUCACAACAUAAUAGAUUUAUAUUGAUUGAUACUCUUUAAGUGAAAAUACUUAUAUUGCAUUAUUUGAAUUAAUUGUAAAUUAAAAAUAUAAAUAAAAAAAAAUUAUUUAA
This is a messenger RNA of Apis cerana (Asiatic honeybee), 1085 nucleotides long. It is a transcript of the gene mRpL27, whose product is annotated as mitochondrial ribosomal protein L27. NCBI's taxonomy places the organism in Eukaryota, Metazoa, Arthropoda, Insecta, Hymenoptera, Apidae. Gene Ontology annotation, molecular function: structural constituent of ribosome. Gene Ontology annotation, cellular component: mitochondrial large ribosomal subunit; ribosome. Gene Ontology annotation, biological process: translation. The record is from RefSeq and is a predicted model, not a curated record.